Messenger RNA from Colius striatus (speckled mousebird), 2578 nucleotides. It is a transcript of the gene CHRNB3, whose product is annotated as cholinergic receptor nicotinic beta 3 subunit. Lineage: Eukaryota; Metazoa; Chordata; Aves; Coliiformes; Coliidae. Gene Ontology annotation, cellular component: neuron projection; synapse; postsynaptic membrane. The transcript is spliced from 7 exons. The coding region runs from base 130 to 1236 and encodes 368 amino acids. Gene Ontology annotation, molecular function: transmembrane signaling receptor activity; acetylcholine-gated monoatomic cation-selective channel activity. The record is from RefSeq and is a predicted model, not a curated record. Gene Ontology annotation, biological process: signal transduction; regulation of membrane potential; monoatomic ion transmembrane transport.
GCGUCAGAAAAGAGAAAAACAAGAGGACGACGAGAGCGACGGCUGCAUUGGAGAUGAAGGACGCUGGGAAGCAGGAUCAGAAGGGUUUGCUUAUGAAAACAAAAUACCAGAUUUAAAGAAAAAGCCACCAUGGUGCCCAUGCUUUGCCUGUUUGUAUGGAUUGUACUGUGUUUGAGCAGCUCAGAUGUGGCUGCCUUCAGCUCAGUUGCUGAGAAUGAGGACGCACUCCUCAAGCACUUAUUUGAAGGCUAUCAGAAAUGGGUCCGCCCUGUGGAAAACUCCAAUAACACUAUCAAAGUCCUUUUUGGAUUAAAGAUAUCACAGCUUGUGGAUGUGGAUGAGAAGAAUCAGUUGAUGACAACCAACGUGUGGCUGAAGCAGGAAUGGAUCGACCACAAGCUCUCCUGGAAUCCAGAGGAAUAUGGUGGGAUCACCGCCAUCCGUGUCCCCUCUGAGUCCCUAUGGCUUCCUGACAUUGUUUUGUUUGAAAAUGCUGAUGGACGUUUUGAAGGAUCUCUGAUGACCAAAGCCAUAGUGAGGUACAACGGAUUGGUGACUUGGACUCCACCGGCCAGUUAUAAGAGCUCCUGCACGAUGGACGUGACCUUCUUUCCCUUUGACAGACAGAACUGCUCCAUGAAGUUUGGGUCGUGGACAUAUGAUGGCAAUAUGGUGGACUUGGUUUUAGUGGAUGAAAAUGUAGACAGGAAAGACUUCUUUGAUAAUGGGGAGUGGGAGAUCUUAAAUGCCAGAGGUAUGAAAGGCAACAGGAAGAAUGGGCUGUACUUUUACCCAUUUGUCACUUACUCCUUUGUUCUUAGACGCCUUCCACUGUUUUACACCCUUUUCUUAAUAAUCCCUUGCCUGGGAUUGUCUUUUCUUACUGUCCUGGUGUUUUACCUGCCUUCAGAUGAAGGAGAAAAACUUUCGUUGUCCACGUCAGUUCUAGUCUCCCUCACUGUUUUCCUUCUGGUGAUUGAGGAAAUAAUCCCUUCUUCUUCCAAAGUCAUCCCCCUGAUUGGUUAUCCAAGACUGGAAAUUUAUAGCUCAAGUCCUGGAUCGGAUCUUCCUGUGGCUAUUUCUGGUGGUGUCAGUGACGGGUUCAGUUCUCAUCUUUACACCUGCAUUACAGAUGUGGCUGAACAAUGCUUUGUAGAAAACAGUCACGUGGCAGCAAUACAGCAAGCGCAAUGCCAAAGGAUGAUGGUGCCUGCGAGCUCAAUCUCUGUUAUAUAGGAUGGGAAGCAACAGCAAGGGAAGGGAACGGGAACAGUGGGCACUGGCUAGUGCUUUCUGUCUUCAUACAGCUCCACAAGUUACAGAUUUGGGUGAGAUCAAAGACGGUCUUUGUGCAUAGCUGUGAGUCCUAAUGUGAACUGGGGUUGCACAAUUGAGUUACAAUUGUUUUAGUAGUAGUUUGGUAAUAUUACAAUAAAGCCCAAAUUAUUAGUUGAAAUUGGAAAUAAUACAUUUGGCACAAUCAUUAUACCUAAAAGGUAGGUCUGUCAGUUAAAAAUCUACCUUAUAAAAGAAGUUAUAGUAGGAAAACAAAUCAAUGCUCAGUUUAUCUAAGUUUCCAAGGGAAAACCACAGGGUCUCUACAGGUCACUUUGUGCACAUCAGAACUGUCAUAGAAUCAUACAGCAGGUACAUCAGAAAAAGUACAAAUAUCUCUUUAUAUGGUAUGUUCAAAACCUCCUCUCUGUGACCUCACCUUGCUGAAGGUUCAGCUCAACAGUGUAUCUUACCACUGUACUACCAGUCUUUAUGUAUGCACACUUUGUCUCUCCUUUUGGCCACCAGGAAGCAGGAAGGUGUUUGUUACCUACUUUUCAGUAUUAUUAUAUUUCUGUUCUCGCUGCUGCUCUGUAAUGUACCAAAAGGCUGAACAAUGAAAGAUAUUCCCCAUGCUCUGCAUUUAGAAUCUAUGAUUCCUGCACCAGCUUGUUCACAAGUGGAAGAUUGCCCAAAGCAUAUCGCAUGGAGAGAGGUGACUAUGCUGCGCUGUAAGGCAGCAGUGAUCCUCUGAAACGGUUCAGUUGGAGGAAAGCUGCAGAUGCCCUUUUCGGCAAAUGAAACUUGCAGUUGGCACAGAAGUGCAGAGUUUCUCCUGAGAGCUGUGGGCUGUAUCUUCCUGGCUACCAGGAAGAUACAACUUUAGGUGUGGGCUUAUUCACAUUCCUCAAGUGAUUAAUGAACUCCAGAAUGACAUCUCUUUGGUUCAUCCUCCUGCAUGAUUAGAGAGACAGCUCUUAAAUGUUUAAACAGGGCUUGAUAAAAGUUGGGCAUCUGAAGCUCUCACCACUUUGCUGGGGCAAAGUUUUGCUAACAUGGAGUGCUUUAGACAACACCAUUCAGAACGUGCAGAUAUUUCAAGGCUAGUAAGGGAUUUUGAGAUAAAUUUUUUGACAACUUGCAUGUGAAUGUGGUGUUAAAGCUUUAGCUAGCCCUGAAACUCCCUCACUGGGAUGUAGGUUAGAAGCGUUCUUGUGCUUGGAGUAUGUAUACACAUCAGGCAUCUGGUAGUUAAUAUCAUCCCAUCUUGUGGAGAUGCUGCAGAAAGUUCUGUUCACUUGCG